AUGUAGAUAUAGUUUAAUCAAAAAGUAUUUAUGUUUAUAAAUAAAUUAAAUAAUUUAUAGAAGAAUUAAUUAUUAAAAAAAUUAAAUUAUCUUCUACUUUUCUUCUCAGGAAGAAGGGAAGAAAAAAGAAGAUCUCUUCCAUAAAGGAGGUCAUGGCGCAAUUUUGAUGCCCUGAGGGCUGCCCCCUCACAGAGGAUGUGCCCAUUCAUCUUUACGAUUAAUUCUGAUGUUCCUUUUAACCAAAAGAAAUAUGGUAGGAAAUUCGAACCUGAAGCUGUCGAUUUAUUGUUCAUUUAUUAGAGGAGGAACCUUGGCAAUUGCCACGCUAGAGAAUCCUUUGAAAUAGUGUCUCAAACUUGGCGGAGAGAUCUUAUAGUAAGUGUUACUUAAUUCUUCGAAUCGGUGGGCAGAUUUAUAUUAGAAUUUUUUCGUUAGCGAAUAGGAUGCAGAAUAGGCAUGAAGGUUGUUGAAGGGAGUCGGCUGGUCUCCACCUUAUAUACUCGUAGUGAUCAGGAAGCUACGCCAGUAAAACUAUAUCCUUUGCAUGAAAAAGAUCAUUUCAGUUGA
Paramecium pentaurelia is the source of this 567-nucleotide messenger RNA. Lineage: Eukaryota; Ciliophora; Oligohymenophorea; Peniculida; Parameciidae. The record is from the annotation of a GenBank genome assembly.